Cercospora beticola is the source of this 1500-nucleotide messenger RNA. RefSeq lists its product as uncharacterized. Gene Ontology annotation, biological process: transmembrane transport. The record is from RefSeq and is a predicted model, not a curated record. Gene Ontology annotation, molecular function: transmembrane transporter activity. Gene Ontology annotation, cellular component: membrane. Lineage: Eukaryota; Fungi; Ascomycota; Dothideomycetes; Mycosphaerellales; Mycosphaerellaceae.
AUGUCAGAAAAAAGUUCCUCACUCCACGACCCGGACAACAAACACAUCGAAAAUACCCAAAAUCCCACCCACAAAGACAACCAUGACCUCAACAUCCUCGAAACCCAACUCCCAAACUCCCACGACCUCCAGGUAUCCAAACGCCUCGUCCGCAAAAUCGAUUUCCGCCUUCUCCCCGUCCUAGCAUGCAUCUACUCCUUCGCUCUCAUCGACCGCGUCAACCUCCCGAAUGCCCGAAUCGCAGGCAUGGACGAAGAUCUCCAACUCAGCGUCGGAAACCGCUACACUCUCAUCACGAUGAUUUUCUUCGUUCCUUACGUGAUAUUUCAAUUUCCUGCGAAUAUCGCUAUUCGGAAAUUGGGAGCUUGUCUGUGGCUUUCGAGUCUGGUUUGCGCUUGGGGGAUUGUGUGUAUUGGGAUUGGGUUCAAUCAGAAUUGGACGGAGACUUUGGGGUGUAGGAUUUUGUUGGGGGUGCUUGAGGCUGGAUACUUUCCCGGCUGCGUGUUCUUGUUAUCGUGCUGGUAUCUGAGAUUUGAAGUGCAGAAACGGUUCUCAGCUUUCUACCUUCUGGCGCUGUUAUCUUCGGGCUUCUCAAAUAUUCUGGCAUACGGGCUUAGUGAAAUGAAAGGUAUCGGAGGACUCAAUGGCUGGAGAUGGAUCUUUAUUAUGGAAGGAAUAAUCACUGUUGCCCUUGGGUUGCUGGGGUACUUGUUCAUCAUCGACUUUCCGGACAAAUCGACGAGGCCUGGACUUAUCAUCAAAAAGCCAUUCUUGACCGAGGACGAAGCGAGGAUCAUUCUGGCACGAAUCGAUCGCGAUCGAGGAGAUGCUGUUGUUGAUAAGCUGACGACGAAGAAUGUUAUGAUCUAUCUGAAGGACUGGAAGAUCUGGGAAUAUGCCUGGUUGUACUUGCUGAACAAUACGGUGACAUAUUCGUUCGGGUUCUUUCUGCCCAUUAUUCUGAACGGCGAUAUGGGUUACUCUACGACCAUGAGCCAAGUGCUCUCUUUUCCGCCAUAUGUAUUUGCUGCUCCUUGGAUGUUCACGACGGCAUGGUUUGCCGAUCGCUAUCACAAGCGUGGCAUCGUGCUCAUCUUCAACUGCGCCAUUUCCAUCGUUGGAGUCGCCAUGAUGGGUUUCAUCACCAGCAACCCUGCAGCUCGCUAUGCCGGAGUCUUCCUCGGUGUUGCUGGAGCCAAUAGCAACGUGCCAACGAUUUUAAGCUAUAUGCAUAAUAACAUUGUAGGCCAGAUGAAACGCAGCGUGGCAAGCGCUUUGCUCAUCGGUGGUGGAGCAAUUGGAGGAAUUGUGGCUUCGAACAUCUUCAGGCAACAGGAUGCUCCGCGAUAUCUCCCAGCGAUGUAUGCAGUCAUUGGGACCCAAGCGGUGAGCAUACUGCAUGUCUUGAAGAACUUUAUGGUAUACUCUCGCAGGAAUCGGAAGGCAGAUCGUGGCGAGCUCAUCCUGGAAGGUCAAGUUGGUUUCAGGCAGACGUUGUAA